Hyalella azteca is the source of this 1811-nucleotide messenger RNA. RefSeq names its product zinc finger protein 425-like. NCBI's taxonomy places the organism in Eukaryota, Metazoa, Arthropoda, Malacostraca, Amphipoda, Hyalellidae. The transcript has 3 exons. The record is from RefSeq and is a predicted model, not a curated record. Gene Ontology annotation, cellular component: nucleus. Gene Ontology annotation, molecular function: RNA polymerase II transcription regulatory region sequence-specific DNA binding; DNA-binding transcription factor activity, RNA polymerase II-specific. The coding region runs from base 332 to 1222 and encodes 296 amino acids. Gene Ontology annotation, biological process: regulation of transcription by RNA polymerase II.
AAGUGUUUGAUUACUUCAUUUACACUGUUAUGUAACAAUUUCGAAAUUAGGUAAUCUGUGCCUGUAGAGUAUAGACUUUAAGACGAUCAACUUUUUGAUUCGAAGAAAAAUCGUGAAACAUAAGUACAUUUUAAAUUCGCGUGAAAAAUUCGUGGAAAGUUGUAACUAAAUGUCGAUUAGUAAUUAUAAUUAAUAAUUGGUCUCCUAACGUGUAGAAAAAGAUUAGUACUGUAGCCAUAGCCGCGUUUGCCAUCGUUGGUGUCGCGAGUGGAACAUAUUACGUCAUCCCCACGUCACUAUCGUCGGCUGCAUAGAAGUAAGGCAGAAUCUGAUGGAAGACAAAUCUGAUGCCCCAUUUCUGACGGCCUGGUGCGAUGAGCCGAGCACCCCUCGAGGGAUUGCUGAAGCUGCCAUACAAGAGCUGGAGCACGGCAGCGGAGAGUUAUCAACAUCUGAAGGAGCUCCAGAUGAAGCUGGUGAUAGAGAUGGUGUUUCUGGAUCGUCCAGCCCCAAGCCACGCACCGAAUAUAUUACUGAAUCUUUUGACCUGCAGCGGCGCCGCCUCUAUGAGCAUUCAUAUUCAUCUGUGAAUCAAACAUCACAUUUUGGCCGUGAGCAAUGCAGCAGUGCUGAAUAUCAGAUUCAGCCAAGUAACGGUGGUGAACAGUCGCGAGAAAAGGUAGACAACCGCAGAUCAGGAAGUUCUUGCGCGGGAACGGAUGAAUUGAAAACUAACGUUUCUCCUGAACAUUACAAAAAGGAGAAAUUAGAGUGCGCGCAGUGUGAAUAUUCAUGUGUCGGUAAAAAACGGUUAAAUCAACACGUUUUCCGUAAGCAUUCAGCAGAGAGACCGCAUCGCUGCAUGGAAUGUGAAUAUUCUUGUGCCUUAAAAUCAAACUUGAAGAUUCACGUUCUCCAUAAACAUUCGGUGGAGAAACCUAUCAAGUGUUCAAUGUGUGAAUACAGUUGUGUCAUAAAAAGCAAUAUGAAAAGGCACAUUCUUUACAUUCAUUCAUCUGAGAGACCUCUUCAGUGCGCCGAGUGCAAUUAUUCUUGUGUGGUCAAAGAACGGCUAGAGAAACAUGUUCUCUCCAAACAUAAAAAAAUAUACUUUUUUCGUUGCUCGCAGUGCGAUAAUUCAUAUCUAUCAGAACUUCGUCUAAUUCGUCACGUUGCUGAUAAGCACCCCGCGGAGGAACCCCGUGCCAGCCCGCAAGUUUAAACGUGCUUCUGUCAAUAAUUCUCUUUUAACUUUAACGUUUUCAUAGCGAUCAUCCAUCAUUAGAACCACGUUACUGCGUCCUCAGUAACAUAAUUUACUGUUCAGUAUAUAUCACUUAUUGACUUUCAUCUGUUGGCGAGGGUUUUCAUCUUUCAUUAGAGCCUAAUUAAGGCUAGGAAUGUCUAAGUCGCUAUAGAUCAACAUGUUUUAGCAGAAAAUUAAAUCAAGAACAAAGUUCCCAUGUCACAUAUGAAUUAAUUCCCUUUUGAGACUUUUAUUGAGAUUUUUGACAAAUUACUUUUAACGUCUUUUUAAUCCCUUUUAUACAGGAGAAUAUAUUUACUACGAAAAUCUUGCUGUCAGCGUCUUGCUCUGCAACUUGCUGUCAGCGUAUUGCGUACUAUUUGUGAUCUGAAAUUUGCACAAUUUACGAAUAUUUCUUGAGAAAAUUAUUUGUCUUUAUACCUUUAUAUGAUCUGACUGAGUAUUCUUAAUAUUCUAUAUUUAUUCCAGUAUAUAUUAAUUUCAAUGAAACUGCAAUGUGUAUCCAUAAUACACAUAUUUGGUUUGCAAUAAAGAUAUGUUCGAG